AUGAGUCUCUUGUCGCUGAUCCGCGAACUGACGAUCAGACCACCUGGAAGAACUGGUAACGGGAAGGAACCGUGGACGGGGAUAUCUUUUAAUCAUUUGGUGGCCCAGAAGAAGUGCAAUGCUGAGGCUCUCUUGGCCCAAUCAACCGGCGAAGUACCACCGGGAGACCAAGCAUGUCGUUACUGCCAGGAAGGCAAAGGGAUUCUUGACGGUUGUGUCCGUGUUCCUAACGAAAAGUUUUGUGCCAACUUUCAUCUUUGCAGUGCGAAAAAACGCUGCAGCUUUGAAAGUGACACAAAUCUUGCCCCUGCCAGCUCUUAUAUGGUCAUUGCACAGGCAGGUAAAGAAAAGCCAUCAUCCUUAACCCUGGAAGAGCUUACCCAGCUCCCUGACCAAGGAGAAAAGGGAAAUUCGAGGGGCUUCAAGAGAAAGUUGCCGAGAUACAGCGCUUAG
Molecule: messenger RNA, 453 nt
Organism: Penicillium angulare
Lineage: Eukaryota; Fungi; Ascomycota; Eurotiomycetes; Eurotiales; Aspergillaceae
Product: DUF3716 domain-containing protein
Exons: 1
Coding region: 1-453 (150 amino acids)
Source: RefSeq, a predicted model, not a curated record